CUUAAGCCGUCUACACACUCGCGCGCGAACCGCGCGCGAAGGCGCGAAACACCCGCGUAACAUGAGUGUAGAUCCGAUUCGCAUAUUCUUCGCGGCUUCGCGGCUCGUUCGCGCUGUGUUCCCCGAAAAUUGUCGGUUUUUUGUCCCGCGACAAAGCGCUCGCAGGCGCGAAGCGCGACGUGAACGCGACAAGACUAUACAUUCGCGCCUCGGGCAGCUCAGUCGCUCAGUAGCAAUUGACACGGAUGGUUGUGUUUUAGUUUUUUUUUAGGUAUAUGCUACGAUUUUGCUUGCAAAAUGAGUAACGUGUGGAGCAAUGAAUUAGAACUAACAUUUAUAGAAUGUUUUCGUGCUGAGCCGGUAUUAUGGGACAUUAAUUUGAAAGAUUAUAAAAAUAAACUGAAAACCCAUGAUGCUUGGAUGCGGAUAAGUACGGUGAUGGAAAUACCAAUUGAUGAAUUGAAAAAGAAAAAAGGUUCUCUCAUGUCAAGCUAUAGGAGCUACAAGGGAAAAGUUAAGAAGUCCGUUCAAUCGGGAGCUGGUGCCGAUGAGAUAUAUCAGCCCAUUUGGUUCGCUUAUGAAGCAAUGGAUGCUUUUUUGGGAGAUACUCUAAAGUGUAAAAAAAGUAUGAAUACGGAACGUGGAAUAAAGGAGCCUAAAGAAGUAAAUCUCGAAGCUAUUAAAGAGAAUGUUGAAGAAAUGAAUGAAAAUCGAAGUCAGUCUAUUAACACCCAAAAAGACAGUGACCAGACAAUCCACCGACGCAAAAUCUCUUCAGAAGUGGUUGACGCAGGAAAUGUCGUUAAAGACGCUCUUAUCACCUUCAAAUCCACGCUAAAAAGGAACCCAUUACAGCCUAUUCAGCAAGACGAUGAUUGCGAUUUAUACGGAAAACUAUUAGCAAAUAAGUUGCGAAAAUUAUCUGAAAAGAAUAGAUUGAAGUUGAUGCACGACAUUGAUGGGAUGUAUUUACAAUACCAAUUUGAUGACCCUUUAGUGAUGACUCCAUCGCCACCUCAUUUUUAUGAACCAAGAACAGGCACAUCAUCAUCUACGCAUUCAGAGCCUCCAUUUCAUUACGGGCAGGCGAAUCAAAAUACUUAUUACCAAAAUAGACAAGUAAUAUCAGCCCCACCUUCUAAUAUCAUUAUUCAAUCGAACCGGCUAAUUCGUACACCAGAUUAUCCUGUCCUUCAUUUACCAGAGAACCAAGAUGCAAACACAUCUGAUCAUAAUAAUGAUAUAGUUCAGACAGCUUUUGACUUAAGUUAAAUACCUACUGAAAUUACCGAAUUUUGUUUUUAUUGUCUAUUGAAUUUUGUUAUUAUAUUUGGUUGAUUUUGCAAAGUUAUAUUCUAGAUUCUAAGUAGUUCUGUAUAUGCAUAAUAAAAGUAUUAAAUUGAUGUCCUUACUUUUAUUUCAUCCUCUAACACUUCACAUAGGGCAUGGCAAACUUCGGGUAUAAUUUUUGAUAUUAUUUGUGGUGAAACUUUGAACAAAAAAUGAAGGCUUUCAAAGUCAUCUCCUGUUGCUAAGUAUCUCAGUGUUAUAGCGAGACGUAUCUGGGCAGGAAUAGCUUUUCGUAAUUGGGUGUCUUGUUUUGAAAUUCGUGUUGAAAUUUGACUAAGCAAAUAUUCAAAAUCAUUUAAUGACAUCCGGGAAAACUUUUUGAAUUCAUCUGUAGGUUCUGCAACUAGUUCAUUCAACUGCUCCUCCAUGGUUGCACUGUAACAAAAUACAAAGUUAUCAAGUAUCAGAUCCCACAUCACAAGAUAUGUUACAGCGGCGUAUUACAUUUUAACUGUUAUUAAAACUG
Helicoverpa zea (corn earworm) is the source of this 1816-nucleotide messenger RNA. RefSeq lists its product as uncharacterized. The record is from RefSeq and is a predicted model, not a curated record. Lineage: Eukaryota; Metazoa; Arthropoda; Insecta; Lepidoptera; Noctuidae. Bases 298 to 1272 code for a protein of 324 amino acids. The transcript is spliced from 2 exons.